Lentinula edodes (shiitake mushroom) is the source of this 918-nucleotide messenger RNA. RefSeq lists its product as uncharacterized. The coding region runs from base 1 to 918 and encodes 305 amino acids. NCBI's taxonomy places the organism in Eukaryota, Fungi, Basidiomycota, Agaricomycetes, Agaricales, Omphalotaceae. The transcript has 4 exons. The record is from RefSeq and is a predicted model, not a curated record.
AUGUCUCGUAGAGGUAGAAAGAAGAAGAAUCCAUCUCACCCUCCCCAACAUGAGCAAGAAGUUGACAAUACUCCACCUCUUGAUGUGCCUUCUUCUCGGCAACCAACAACAAAGUUCACAUCAUUACUUGCCACCAAAUUAGUAGCUGCAACCCGUAAAGAGCGACCAUUUGCUGCAAAAUAUGGAGAGGUCCAAUCCACUUGGCAGAGAGUGGCAGAUUUGGUCUCGAAUGAAGCUAGAUUGAACCCACCAAUGUCGAAGAAAACAGCGCAAGAUAAGGUUAACCAAAUGGUCAAAAUGCAUCGUGAUGGAUGUCAGGCCCCAAAACAGCUUCAGCUUUCUGAAUGUGAAUAUACAAGUUAUGCUUCAAUUUUAGAUGGAUUGUGCCAUGAGAUGGACGAGGUAGAGAGAGAGAAAGCUAAGGGUUCAUUAGAAAAGCAACAGAAUUUGGCAGCUCAAGAAGCUGCUGGAAAGAAAGCACGCGAGGCAGCCAUGAAAACACUUGAGCAGACAGAAUUAGGUCGAAAGCGCCGGUGGAAUGAGGCUUUCCUGGCAGCGUUGUCUGACAGUGAUGAACCCGAGGACAAUGAAAGCUCUUAUGACACUGAGGCGAUUGAAACAACACAAUCACACAAACGACAUUUAGCCACAAAAGCCACCGGAAAUCCAGCAUACAAUGCUGCAUCAGGACCGAUCAAGGAUGUUUUCGGAGAAUUAGCUAGUGUUGUAAAUCGCGCUGAGGCAGAUGCCAUGGAGAGUACAGUCAGGCUUGCCGAGGAAAAUAACAGCAUCCAGCGAGAACGAUUGGAAGUGGAGAAACAGAUGCUCACCGCUAUUCAAGGCCUCAGCAACAAUUUACAACAUCACAUCGAAGUUUUCCAUACACUUGAGAAAGAGAAUCAAUUUCCCAAUAUGUAA